Acanthoscelides obtectus is the source of this 4519-nucleotide messenger RNA. Lineage: Eukaryota; Metazoa; Arthropoda; Insecta; Coleoptera; Chrysomelidae. The record is from the annotation of a GenBank genome assembly.
AUGCAUAAAGAAAUUCGGAAAAAUUAUCCUAAUUUCAAACAGUACAUAACAAAAAUUUUCUUUGUUCCAGGAGGUACCAACAGCCUUCAAGCUCCCCGUCAGAGCCCUGUGUUCACGACAACCCUCAACCAGUCUUCCACCAACACCAAUCCAACCAUCACCAACUCAGAGUGCUCCAACUAUAUCCGCAAGCAGAUCAUGCAGGCGGAAAUCUUCCAUGGAACGCCGCUCAACAACGAAUACGAGCUUAUUCCAUUCAAUCACUUCACAUACAGCCGAGUCUACCCCAUUGAUUUGGGCCUAGGAAAGAGAGUGGUGGAGAAGCCAAUCGGCUACAAGCGAAAGGACCUCCUAGAAGUACUUAUGAAGGGCCUAGAAAUCCUGAACAAAAACAUAACAGAAAAACUGAACAAGUACACCUUGGACGAUUUUUUAGAAGGACUGUACAGAAUUGAACCGACGACUGGUACACAGUACGAACUGUACUUUCGGACUAAAGUGUCUAGUUUUACAAAAGUGAUAGUGAUGAGACCGUUUGCGCCAUUGCAAACAGUGAAAAGUGUUGGACUCUUAGGACCCAAAGAGAAAGAGCUUAUACAUAUUAUCUUGCCGCUGUCGGGAAGGACGGCGACCUUCCAGAGCUUCAUGGACAAGUUUGUCAAGAUCGGGCUCAAGAAUGACAGAAGGGUGCACCUUACCGUGGUCUACUUCGGCGAAGAAGGCCUGUCAGAAGCUCGUGCCAUCAUGUCGCGCGUGCUGAUGACGAAAAACAGCGGCGGCAACGAGAACAAUCUCCGCCUCCUAGCACUGAACGAAACGUUCUCUAGGGGCAAGGGCCUUCGCGUUGGGGCCGAAAGAACUUGGGGGCCAGGGGAAGGCAAGAACGUGUUGUUGUUUAUGUGUGACGUGGACGUAGUGUUUAGUGCUCGCUUCCUGGACAGGUGCCGGUGGAACACCACGCCAGGGAAGAAAGUAUACUAUCCGGUUGUUUUCAGUUUGUACAAUCCGCAUGUAGUGUACACGUUGCAGGGGAAAGAAGUGCCACCUGAGAACGAUCAGCUGGUGAUAUCUAGGGAUACGGGGUUUUGGAGGGACUUCGGAUACGGGAUGACGUGCCAGUACAGGUCGGAUUUUCUGAAAGUCCGUGGCUUUGAUGAGGACAUUGUGGGCUGGGGAGGCGAAGACGUGAUGCUGUACAGAAAAUAUGUGAGGAGCAACAUGAAGGUCAUUCGGGCCACGGAUCCUGGAAUCUUCCAUAUAUGGCACCCUAAGGUGUGCUCAGGAAGUCCAGGCGGCCAAAAACUCUCCGCCGACCAAUACAGGGCUUGCAUACGCUCCCGAGCCCUGAACGAGGCUUCACAUGCCCAGCUGGGCUUCCUGGCCUUCCGUGAUGACAUAGCAGCGAACGGGGGUGGGGACAAGUACCCCUCGCAUCCCUUGAAGCCUGUCAAGACCUUGAGAAAACCGAAGAUCAGCACUCAACGUACAUAGCACAAGAAGAGAAAGAAGGCGUAGUGAAUUGUGACUUGAGAGUGUGAGCAAAGUGUGAUGCAGUUGAAGAGGCAUUUGAAAAAGUGAUUUCGUUAGGCUGAAAUUAAAUUUGGUAAUCGUAACUGAUGAAAUUACAUUUUUAAACAUACUCGCCACCUUUUGUAGGCAACAGGAGGGCGUAAUGACUUAUUUGUUAAUUUCUGUAAUACUAACGUAUAGAGCAACAAAUAAACGCAAUAUGGUCACCAAGAAGGAAAGUUCAUGUAAGCGCUAUACAGGGAAUAUUUAACUAAAUAACGGUUUUGUACAAGACAGUAAUAAUCAACGGAAACGCACGUGUCUAUUGAUUUUCAGUACAGGAGUAUUUUCUUGCAGCUUUUGGCCAAAGUACGAGUAUUAUUCUUGUGCUCCACUAGGGUUCAUACACAGGGUGUCGAUCAUAAGGUACGAAUUUCUCUGAUGCGUAUUAGGAAAAAACAAUGACUACAGGUUCAUGUGACAAAAUGCCCCACAAGGACAUACAGACCCCUUAAUGGAUACUACUGAAAAUCUUUUUUUCUUAAAUUAGUCUUGAAUCGUAGUGUAUGAUUUAACAAAAUUUUGAGAGUGUAUUUAUAGAAAACAAUAUUGUUAUUGUUUCAGCACAUACCAGCGCUGUUAUACAGUGUGCAAAGUUAGUAGUGAAUCAACGGAAGUCAGGUGAUAUAGGGCCUCAAAACCUGUCCAAUAAACCCCUAUAUGUGAGGUCCGAAUUCUAUAGUUCAGGAGAUACUUGCAAUUUUGUGAAAUUUCGGAAAAACGGGGUAAUGAACUUUCAAUCGCAAUUACAACUAAGCCAUUAGGUUCUGGGCUGUGAUUUUUUUUUUCUGAGAUGGUUUGUUUUAGCAAUGGUUAUGGCAGUUUUUAACAGAGCUUAUUAGAAAUCAACACAUGAAAUCUUAAAUUCUUUUUUUUGUGAAAAAUCUCUUCCAUCACUCAACUUCGUGUGCGGCAAAAAAAAUUGAGGUUGUAUUUCAUCAUUCAUUUUAUUGUAAAAACCAUUUCAAUCCAUGUAGAAUUAACCCUGAAAAUUUCAGCUUGCUACCAUAUGUUCCUCACCUUAAAAAAUCUGUAUGUUUGACGCACGUAGGUAUCUUUACAUGUAAACAAGAAAUUCUAUUUAAAUCGCCAUAAAGAGCGGCUAAACACAAUAGCUUCUCUACUUGUAGGUGGUGAGAAUUCUAUUGCGUUUUUUACGUUUAUCGCAUCACAACAACGAAUGUGACAUGAUACACUCAUCGAAGGAAGCUGAAAUUUUCAGGGUUAAUUCUACAUGGACUGAAAUAGUUUUUACAAUAAAAUGAAUAAUGGAAUACAACCUCAAUUUUUUUAUAUUGCCCUCCAAAGCUGAGGGAUGGAAGAGAUUUUUCACUAAAAAAUUAAUUGAAUAUUUUUUGCUUUGAUUUUUAAUAAGCUCUGUUAAAAAGUGACAUGAAUCUUGCUAGAACAAACCAUUUGUCUCAUCUUUUAGUUUAGUUAUAAUUGCGAUUGAAAGCUCAUUAUCCCAUUUCUUCAAAAUUUUACAUAAUUGUAAAUAUCUUCUGAACUAUAAAAUUUCGGACCACACAUAUAGGGGUUCAUUCGAUAGGUUUUGGGGCCUCUAUCACCCGACUUCCGUUAUCCACUAUUAACUUUGCACCCUGUAUAAUCCGGUGUCCUGUUUCCACCAUUUUGAAAAUAUUUCUGUUCUCACCGUCAUAUCAUAUUGGAAUAAAGCUCAAUAUUCUCCUUCUUCCACAAAAUAUUAAUUUUUUGUGCUAUAAUUAUACACUAUGUGAAAAAGACAUACAUUCAUACAAAUUUUGCCUCAAAACUAUUCCACCCUGGGCGAUCUAAAAAGAAAAUUCGACCUCCAGUAGCAGCCUCUAGAGACCUAUAUAUUCGUGGGGAGCCUGGAAAAACAUUUGUAUAUAUGCUUGAGGUCAUUGCCUUCUUUGUAUAUACAUAUACAUACAUAAAUACGAGAUACUGUGUUAUCUUAUUUUUGUAGUAAGACUAGGCAAUUUUAAGAAAAUGUCUGUUAUACGUCUAGCUGCUACUGAAAUAAGCUGUACAAGACUUAAACGUGUUUGGCCCAUAAUUUUUGAUGCUCUCUACAAUAAUAUGUAUACUUCAUUUUGCCUCAACUGCAUUAGAGGUUCGUUUAGCUGUAACUGCAGAUUGGAUGAGAUUGAGGUACUAAAUGUUCCCCAAGAACUAAGAUAAUAACGGUCAUUCAUUUGUUAAUUUGCUUCUUGUGAAUAAUUAUUGUUACAGUUCUUCCCAGAAUGCUGCGUAGUUACCAUUUAAUGAUAAUGAACGGUCGUAAUGAUUGAAAUAGAUACCCCGAAAACGUGAUAUUCCGUUAUUAUUUUUAUGUUAGUUUUGUGACUCAAACAGUACAUUGGGUAUUGACAGAAUGAACAGCGCGCUUGACCCGAGAAGUCUGGAGAUAGGAUUUUAUACCCAGUUUGGUUUGAACAAAGCAUCAAAGACCAACUACCUGGUUGUUCAGGUAUAGUUUAUAUUUCCCACCAAUAAUCCAACAGAUCUUUUUAAGUUUUCGAGAAAAUGUGCAUUGGCCUAAAUGGAUUCCUAGAUACCACCCGUGAAUUGAUUGUAGAGUUGGUAAAGUAUUGACAGUUAUAGAAUGGGCAGAUUUUUCUAAAUAGGGUGUUUCAUCAUCUUGAUCGGUAAGAUUAGAAGGAAGAUUCUCGGAUAUGCUCAAUAUAUCUUUUGAGUCAUUUGCUUUCCGUACUUUAAGGCUGUUAAAUAAGGUCACAUCGAAUACCUAUCCUUUCUGUUAUUUUUAAGACCUUUCCAAAAAUUUUGUGAUUUUUUAAUCGUUAAAUUUAGAUAUGUUUAUAAAAACGCUUUGUAUACACAUAAAUGUAGAAAAAUGUAGGUAAUAUGAAAAUUGUUGAAAACGUCCUGGAUGUAAGAGAAACAAAUCACCAAGAGUUUAUUGUAUGAUAUGUCAGCCAGUUUUUUGAUAAAAGGUUGUAAAGCA